AUGGGCCCCUGUACCGCCUCCUCAUGCUGCUGCCAGGCCCGUAAUCUGCCAUGGGCCCCAGUACCGCCUCCUCAUGCUGCUGCCAGGCCCGUAAUCUGCCAUGGGCCCCCCUGUACCCGCCUCUUCAUGCUGCUGCCAGGUCCAGAGUGUCUCAUGGGUCCCUGUACGGCCUCCCAUUGCUGCUGUCUCCAUCGCCACACUCUGCCAUGUGCCACUUUCAGGUCUCCUCACACUGCUGGUGUGUUCCAUUUUGUCAUAGGGUGCUGUACGGCCUCCCAUUGCUGCUGUCUCCAUCGCCACACUCUGCCAUGUGCCACUUUCAGGUCUCCUCACACUGCUGCAGCAUGAGUGAAGUGUGCGGUGAUUCUAAGAUCGACGGCACUCAUCUGCAUGUCAUACUGACUGACAGUAUUAUUUCUCUUCCCCAGUCAGACUCCAAGGGCAUUUAAAUUAAAGGUACAGUGUUCUGCACUAAUAUAA
Messenger RNA from Staurois parvus, 480 nucleotides. The record is from the annotation of a GenBank genome assembly. Lineage: Eukaryota; Metazoa; Chordata; Amphibia; Anura; Ranidae.